GAAGGUAUCUACACCUCACCUCACUAUUUUCGAAAUUAAAAUUUUAGGGGGAAAUGGAGAAAUGCAGAAAUACGAACCCCCUACCCCAAUUCCAACCAUUUUGUUUUUUGGUGGAAAAACUUUAAAGUCAGAAAUAUUUAAAAAGCAUAAUAGAAUAUGUUGAAUAUUUGUUGCAGAAGAUGGCAGGGAGACCCGGAAUCGAAUUCGACAUUGAACGUGCAAAGGAAAUGAUAAAACUCCAGUUUACCAUAGCAGAUUAUAGCAAGGGAUUUUGGAGUGAGUCGUACAACAGUUUACAGACAUCUCAACCUUAAUGGCCAUGAACCUUCUAAGUAUACAGAUAUCACUAAUCAAGAACUAGAAAUGGUUGUCGAUGAAAUUAAGAAGUCUCACCCUAACGCAGGCGAGGUGUAUCUCAUGGGUCAUCUCAGAUCAAGAGGUAUCAGAGUUCAACGCGCACGCAUUCGGAAAGCAUUACAAGCUGUCGACCCAACCGGGGUACAGAGAAGACGAACUAGAACUAUAACCAGACGAAUUUAUUCUGUUCCAUGCCCGAACUACCUCUGGCAUAUAGACGGGACACACAAAAUGAAUAGGUUUGUCAUACAUGCCGGCAUCGAUGGAUUUUCCAUUUUUCCAUUUUUUUUAUUACUUACCUGCAUUGUAGUGACAACAACACUGCUGAAACUGUGUCCAGAUUAUAUGAGUCAGCGGUUGGCGAUUUUUUUUUCC
Anneissia japonica is the source of this 732-nucleotide messenger RNA. RefSeq lists its product as uncharacterized. The record is from RefSeq and is a predicted model, not a curated record. The annotation marks the transcript as partial. The transcript has 2 exons. NCBI's taxonomy places the organism in Eukaryota, Metazoa, Echinodermata, Crinoidea, Comatulida, Comatulidae.